GACAUAAAUUAUCAAAUAAACAAAAGCAAAAGCAUGUUUAAACUCUGUCUCGUUCUAAUCUUGCUUAUUGCAAUAGAUGCAAGUCCGGUUCAGUCCGGUUCUCUUAGUUGCUCCGGGAAUAUAUCAGCGAGCGAUGUCGAUCGAGUUCAUUUCGCGCUGAACUUGGAGUUCACCGAGGCCGAGUUCUUCUUGAAAGGGGCUACCGGAAAAGGACUCGAUGAGUUUAACGCUACCCUUGCUAAAGGCGGACCACCGCCGGUAGGGGCCAAGAAAGCCAAUCUUGAUCCUAUAACUAAACGAAUCAUCGAGGAGUUUGGUUAUCAGGAAAUCGGUCAUCUUAGGGCGAUUACGGAUAUGACGGGAGGAAUUCCGCGCCCGCUAAUAAAUCUGACGAGAGAGAACUUCGCAGUGUUUAUGGACAGAGCGGUUGGACGCAGAUCUAAUCCGCGGUUUGAUCCUUAUGCCAACUCACUCAACUAUCUCUUAGCUUCAUACUAUAUCCCUUAUGUUGGCCUUACCGGUUAUGUCGGAGCCAUCCCUUACCUUGUCUACUUCAAUAUCAAACGGCUAGUGGCGGGUCUACUAGGGGUGGAAUCGGGUCAAGACGCAGUGAUAAGGACGCUUCUGUACGAGAGACAGAACGAGACGGUGGAGGAAUACGGCGGUGUCACGGUGGCUGAGCUGACCAAUGAGAUAUCUAACCUCCGUAACGAACUCGGUAUGUGCGGGAUCAAGGACGAAGGCUUGUGCGUGCCGUUGUGGCUAGGAGCGGAGAAUCGCACCACCAGCAACAUCCUCUCUGCUAAUCCUUACUCUCUCUCUUAUGACCGGACAGCGCAAGAGAUCCUCAGGAUUAUGUACGGCACCGGCGAUGAGCACCGACCCGGCGGGUUUUGGCCGUGUGGUGCCAACGGAAGGAUCGCUAGGAUGUUUCUUGAUGAAGGGUGUUAUGGUGAUUGCGUUUGUUCAGAUGACAACUAGAUAUUUCCAUUGAUACAUACACUAGAAAAUAAAAUCGGGAUUAAGAU
Arabidopsis arenosa is the source of this 1028-nucleotide messenger RNA. NCBI's taxonomy places the organism in Eukaryota, Viridiplantae, Streptophyta, Magnoliopsida, Brassicales, Brassicaceae. The record is from the annotation of a GenBank genome assembly.